Messenger RNA from Spodoptera littoralis (African cotton leafworm), 318 nucleotides. Lineage: Eukaryota; Metazoa; Arthropoda; Insecta; Lepidoptera; Noctuidae. The record is from the annotation of a GenBank genome assembly.
AUGUCGCAAAAAAUUCAUAGCUCCGUCCGUCACCGUAUUUAUCAUAAGUGUAUCGGCCAAGUUUACCAUACCUUAAACUUUAUUUCAAGCUACUUUAUGAAAAUUAUUCCCUGGAGAAAUCCACAAAAUGAUCAAUCUUCGAAUCUUGCCAAUAUUGAUAAAAGUAUGUCAAACUACUUUCAAAACGUCAAACAAUCGCUAGAGAAACACCACAGAUAUCAAACGUUAAAAGUUAAUCGAUUUGCUCUUAGGCGAUUUACUUUGUUUUUUAUUUGUGAAUAUGACAUUUCCACUAAAUUCCCUAAAGUGGACAGAUAA